Meloidogyne enterolobii is the source of this 381-nucleotide messenger RNA. NCBI's taxonomy places the organism in Eukaryota, Metazoa, Nematoda, Chromadorea, Rhabditida, Meloidogynidae. The record is from the annotation of a GenBank genome assembly.
UUUGUAGGACUAAAAGAAAAAAAGGAAACUGGCCGUUCAGAUCAAUUUGGAACAACAAGACCUUUAUAUUUUACAUCAGCAGCAGAACCUUUAAUUAUUGAAACACCGCUUGAACGAAAAAUAAGUAGAGCUAAAAUUGAAUUACAACAACAACAACAACAACAACAAAUGGUCGCUAUUUCGGAUACUAAUAAUUCUGAUAAACAAUUAAAUAACAAUGGAAACAAUAAAGAAAAGGGGAUUACUGAAAGUAUACUUUCUUAUCCCAAAGGUGUUUUCUUUAUGUUAGGAAAUGAAUUUUGUGAACGUUUUUCUUUUUAUGGAAUGAGGGCAAUUCUUAUUAUUUAUCUAACUACUGAUUAUCAAUUAUCAGAAAAGUAA